AUGGUGCCUGUAUCCAUAGAAGGCUGUGCCCAAGGCACAGAGGGUGGCGGCGCCCGUGGAGGUUCUAUUUCACUUGGAUUGUUGAUAGAUUUCAUAGUUCAAAGGACUUAUGAUGAGCUUACCGUAUUGGCAGAGUUGUUGCCACGCAAAACAGACAUGGAAAGAAAAAUUGAAAUCUACAAGUUUAGUGCUCGUACUCGGCAGCUCUUUGUUCGUUUACUGGCUCUAGUAAAAUGGGCAAGUAGUGCUACAAAAGUUGACCGUUCAGCACAUAUAAUGGCGUUUUUAGACAAGCAAGCUCUGCUAUUUGUGGAAACUGCUGAUGUCCUAGCUCGUGUAGCUAGAGAAACACUGGUGCAUGCAAGGUUACCAACAUUUCACAUGGCUGCAGCUGUAGAGGUGCUGACAUUGGGUACAUAUAGUCGCUUACCAGCUGUAAUCCGUGAAAGACUUGUACCACCACCGUCUCUCACUGCAGGGGAAAGAAGGUCUACUUUGAGAGCUCUAGCACAUAUCGUCAGACAGAGACUUACUACAGCUUCAUUACCGAAUGAUGUUAGAAACCUUAAGGUUGAGAAUGGAAGAGCAACAUUCACAGUAGGUCAAGAAUUUAGUGUUUCUCUAACAGUAAUGGGAGAUGGACCAAAUGUGCCUUGGCGGUUAUUGGAUAUUGCUAUUCUUGUUCAAGACAGUGAAACUGGUGAAGGUAAACCCUUAGUACAUAGUUCACAAUUAACUUGGCUUCGCGGUGUGGCCCAAGCACGACUAGCUGCAGCUGGCUUAAAUGGAGCCCUGACAGCUCUGCGAUUCUUUUGUAGAUCAUUAUCUCUUGAACUCUUGUACACUCAGACUUUACGAUUGUGUCGAGAUCGUCUAGCGCGACAUUUACAAGUGGACAAAUAUAUUCCUGGGCAAAAGUUACAAGUUUCUUAUUGGAGGGAACUCGGAUGUGAACUCGGUUACCGCUUGAUAAUUGGUGCAGAAGGUGAAAAUUUAUGCGUCUGGCACGUACCGGCACUGGCUGGAGGUGAACGUGUUGCAGCUGCUCUUACUCCGCACGCACCCUCCAUGGAACGCUUACUAGCACACACCGUACACGUCCGUUCUAGACAACGAUUGAAUGACCUUAAGGUUCUGCUCAAUGACUUGGGGGUAGAAUGUACUGUGGGCGGCUGGCCGUGUGUGCUAGCAUGUUCUGUGGUAUCUCCGUGCUUACGCGCCGAGCAGCUUCUAGUAUCUGUGGGCGCACACGGCGGGAAAUUGCGGGCUCGCGUACCCGCCUACCCAGCCACGCCCAAAAUGAACGAGCUCGCUGCUGUAUUGGCCGCCGCUGAUUUAAAAGCUCUACGAGGGCUGCUGACACAGCUCAGAUUCUGGUUAGUGGCGCGACGUUGUGAGAAGACACUUCAGCAUUUACCGGCUAGUGUCUGCGAACACUUGCCGUUCCUUCACGGCCCAGACCAUCCGCUUACCAAACUAUCGUCAGAUCGGCUCUAUGUAAUCUUGCAUCGUCACUCGGACCACAUACUGGUGGUGGAAAUGAAGGAGGUGGCUUCAGGCAGUACAGCAACUACGAGUACAAGCACGAACAGCGGCAGUGCAUGCAGCGUAGCGCUUUCUUUCCAUCUCGCCGGAGCUCGCCGUUGCACUCCCGAAGAGUGUGAAGAUGAGUCAUCUGCGACGAGUGCUUCUCCGUCGGUCGCAAGAGCCUACUUGAAAAUCCACUCCGUUGUUGAACUCGACACUUUUACCUUGACACAUGGACCAUUCACGCCGUUAGACACGCCAGGCAUGCAACCGGGAAAACGGAAACUGGCGUCAAGCGGGAAUCGGGCUGUGCGCGUGCGCCAACCGGCAUAUUUCUUGCCAGAACUCGCCCACGUCGUGGCCGCUGCUGAUGAGAGGGUGCCAUUCGUUAAUCUUGCGCAAGAGCUCUCAAACCGUGGUGUAACCCACGGUGGCGUUCAGCCAGAAUGGAGUGGUUCUGCCCUCGGAAUGCGUAUAGUGUCUCUGCCUAAACCGGAAGGUGCGCCAGUACACGCGGUUGCUGCGUUACGGUCACGACUUUUAGCCGCAACUAUACGCCUCACUACCAAGAACCAUGCCCGCGUCUGGACUGCAGAGAUUGUGUUUCACGGGUCACCCAUUCGGACUCCAAAUCCGAAGGAACAAGGUGAACGUCGCUGUGUAUAUCUUCAAUAUGAACUCGGAACCGACGCUGGUCGCACCGCUGACGCCUUCCUAGCUGAUUGGGCAGCCAUUGUCCACAUACACACGUUGCUGCAUGAUUUCAUGCUGAGACCUGCGCAAGAACGCGAAACGUUGUGGCAGGGCGUAGGUAUCAGAUCGUACACGUAUCGAUCCCUGGUCCUGGGUUUCGGUCCAGGGCAGCGCGCGACCGCUGUGCUGCAAUGGAAUGCGCCGACGCAACGGUACACGGUGGCCACACCUGCGCACCAGCACGCAGCCAAUGCGCAUCAUCUGAUGCAUCACCAUCUCGAAAAUUAUAUCAAUUGGAACAAGGACUUGUUAUCCCUUGGUGUCGUUCUACGGGAGACUUACGCACCACUACUCUCGCUAAGCCGGCUUCCCACUCUGCCCCAGCUGGGUUUGCAUCAUGUUCGGACGCUUAUGCCAACGCCAACAUUCACAUUGCUGGCACAUUCCUGGAGAAAGAUCCGAAUCAUUUACGCCGGCGCAUACUCACUAGAAGUCGGCAUUCGAGGUGGUAACGUAGUGACGAUACGAGAUGGCGCUUAUUCCAAAUUCGACCGGAGUCCCGCUGUGGAGGAGUUUGCUCCGGCCCAAGGUUUAAAGGCAUUUUUAUCGCGAUACGUGGAAGAUAACAUCAGCGCAAGACUUCUUGCGGAAGAAGACAACCCUCUAUCGCCGAUGUCACCUAUGCCACCAGGUGGACUUCGAUUCCAACCGCCGUUGACUCCGCCACAGCCACAUACACCACAUUCGGCGCCUGUUACACCACACCCAGCUUCGCCCGCACAACACCAGCAGAUGGGAGGCGGUUCGUUCAACUUGACGUCUCCGCCGGGUGGCGCUGGUGGUGCGGGUGUGGGUGCGUCCCCUGCCUCCCCUCUAGCCCCGUCGCCCCUCGCGCCGGCUGCUUCCCCACACCAACCUCCGACAUCGCCUUUCACUACUUGGCCGGCUUCACCCUCGCUACCGAGGCCUUCUCCUGGACACCACCCAUCGCCAAGACAUCAUAUCGAUCAUAAAGGACCCCAAGCAAGUUCGUCCAACACAGCUGGUGGGCGGAGUCGGCCGUGGGCUGGGGCUAUGGCGACACCAAUGGCUGUCAGCAAAUUGGAGGCGCUAUGCACGCCGUGUGAACCACCUCCCGGAGCGCCACCCGGGCCUGCGCUUGCACCGCUGCAACGGUUCCUGGCCUGUGUAUAUAUGAAGCGUGCGUUACAGAGGGUUAUUCAACAGGAAGAGUUUCUGUCACUGGUAUCCGUGGAUGCAACGAGUGUGACUUUUUGCUGCGAGACGGCGUGCAUGGUGGCGCGAGUCGCUCUGCACCCACAGCAUAUGCAGUCGCUACACUUGCACCUGACACCGCAGCCAGAUAAUAAGGAUAACUGGACCGCAGAAGACUUGCAGGUGAUGGAGAAGUUCUUCGAGCAGCGAGUGGCUAUAGCUCCAUAUCGUGCGACGGCUUUGCAAGGUUGGGGCCGAGUGUGGGGUGCGCCCCCCGCUGCCUUACCCUCUCUGGUGGCGUUGAUGCGUGCUGAACUUGUACCCAUCUCACCGGCGCUGUGGCAGUUGCAAUGGGCCUUACGCAUACCACCUCACGGACCACAGAUAGUCCCAGCUGGACAACCGGCCGUGUUGCUAGCGAAACACAAAAUAUUAUUCUUUAUAUGCUUGACCCGUGGCGACACUCAGCUGGUUCUGCCUUUGGUGUACGACGUUCAAUCCAACGCGAUGCAAAUCGCCGAGCGGCGUGACACGCAGCAGCCCCACCUGAGCGCUGUCAACCUGCAUCUCAAACGGUUUGCUGAGUUCCACCAACCUCACGGUGAGUGUAUCUUAUGGCCGGUGGUGCGUGACCUGAUCAUCAACUUCUCACUGCCGCAGGAUGCCCCACCGCCCCCCGCUCCGCCGCCCUCCUAG
This is a messenger RNA of Leptosia nina, 4131 nucleotides long. Lineage: Eukaryota; Metazoa; Arthropoda; Insecta; Lepidoptera; Pieridae. The record is from the annotation of a GenBank genome assembly.